GAGCUUCCUUUUCUUUUCGUCCGUAGAACCACAUGUCUGGUAACCGAGAUUUUGAUUUUCUUUUCGCCGGAUAAUGCUCCUCCUAAUUGAUUAGCUUCGAUCGAUUCACGAAAUUCAAGUGCACGGCCCCAAGUACGAGUGAAAGCAGACCGCGAUUGUGAGGAAAUCCGUUAAGUUCGGGAAAUAUAUUCGUAACCAAAACGUUCUGCCCCACAGCAGCGCGUGAGUGAGUGCGAGCGAGAGAGAGCGAGCGCAACGGAACAACACGGUCGUGUGAGCGAAAGCGAGCUAUCGGACGAGAGUGCGAAGUGUGUGUGUGCGAGAAAACCCGCAAAAGCAACAGCAAAAGCAACAAUAACAAAACAACACAUACUUACACACACCCUACGACCCAAAGUGCGUAGUGAAUUAAAAAUACGUGUGUGGAGCGAGUGGAAUUUGUUUAUCAAAUCGGCAGAGUUUCCGUUUUGAUUUCUGCUUGGAAACUUCGCACCUCCGCAUCCCGUUGAGCAGGCCCGGAAGCAGCCAAGAGUUUUCCAGACCCAGCGACGAGGAGCAUUCGCCGACGAAGAAGCCGGAGCAGCAGCAGCAGGAGACGAUCUGCUGCCUACUCUGGAUAGGAGACCGAGACGAAAAGAGGCCAAGGAGUAGAACCACCGAGGAGCAUGUCCAGCAAGGAGGAGACUACUCCCUCCACGGGAGCCGCUGCUCCAGUGCAGGGUGCAGCUACCACUUCCUAUGCCAACGUGGUGCAGAACCUGGACACCAAGAAGGGCCCUGCUGCCGCCGCCGCCGCCGCCGCCAACCCCAGCACCUCCUCCGCCGUGGACAACAAAGAGAACCAGCCCAAUCUGAAGAGCUUCAAGUCGUGGAGCGAGGAAACCGCGGCCGCCGAAGCCGCCGGAGAAUCGCUGGUCGGAAGCGUUGGACCCACGCUGGCGGGUGAGAAGCGUGCCGCUGCCUCUGGCGGCGACAACACCGCCGAGAACUCAUCGGAACUGGACGACAAUAACGACUUUGUGCCGGUGGUGUCGCACCAUCGACGGGAUCGCAAAAAGGCUCGAAAGGAAAAGCCAAGAGAUCAACAGCCGGCUGGUGGCCCUGGUCAGAAAUCGCAACAGCAAUCGGGACGACGAGGACAAGGAGGACCCACUGACUCGGCACCCGGCGAUCGCAAGCAGACAGUCCGUCCGCGGGCUCCUCGCAACGGCAGCCCCCGGAAACUGGGUGCAGCUGGUUCUGCGGCCGGCGGAGCCAAUGCCGCGGCUGCCGGUGGCCAGAAAGUACACAAGGAUCGCAAGGACACCUCGCCGAGCGCCAGCAUCGAGGCGGGCAGCAGCGGCAACGAGGCCAAGUCCGGAGACGGAGAUCAGCAGACGGGCGACAAGGCGGCAGGUGCUGCCGGAGCUGCCCCGCCCCCAAAGCGAUUCAUAGCCGCCCCACCGCCCAAAGUCAAUGCCUGGAAGAUAUCAGCCAAACAAUCUGGAAGCCCCAAGGCAGGAACCUCUCCAUUGGACAAACGUGUUUUGCAGCCCAAGGCACAGCAACCACAACAAGCCAAGCAGCCGACUGCCAGCAGCAGCAACAGUAGCACCAGCAACCAGAGCGCACAGAACACCGCCAGCAAUCCCAGCCACAAAAAGACAACACAACAGCAACCUCCACAGGGAGCAGUAGCAGCCACAAACACACAGACAGCCCCAGCAGCAGGCACAUCCACACCAGCAGCCGCAGUAGCCCCUACACCAGUAGCCGCCACAGCAGCCGCAGCAUCCGCGACACCAGCAGCAGCAGCAGCAGCCGAGCCAGCAGCAACAGCCACAACCACUGUUGACGCCAGCCAGUCAGAUGCACUCGCCAAAGUCGUGGUAAAGGACAAAAAGAAGGUCAACCAGAAGGCUAGCGACUUUAGCAACGUCGGGGACUGGCCCACGCUCGUUGGCGGAGUUUCCGGAAGUGGCAAAGCCACCAGCAACGAACCCAAACGCAAUCCAACGAAAAAACAGCAGCCAGCCAAAGCAGCAGCAGUCGCAGGAGGAGUCACUCCAAGUGAAGUUCCAACAGAGUCUAGUGGAGCACCCACCGCAACCACCACCAGCAGCAGCAGCAGCACCUCGAACUCUGCCACAACAGCCACAAGCAGCAAUAGCAACAGCCAAGCAAACGCAACUGCCGCACCUGUCGUUGCCAGCACGAGUCAUGAUGCCAAAGCCCAGCGAGACGCUGAGCCAGCAGCUGCCGCAACCAGUGCUGCUCCAGCAGCUUCUGGAACCACUGCCGUGCCUGCCUUCACCAAGAAAAUGCCCAAGCUCAAGUGGCGUCCGCUGCAAAUCGAUCUGGCCAAGUCCAGUCGCCCUAAGCCGAUUGGCGGGCGGCCCAAUCGCCGGCUCAGCGAUGAUCCUGCCGACCAGCGCCGUCCGGCGCGCUCCUACCACGAGCGUCAUGCAGCUGCAGGCCGUGGAGGAGCAGCUGGCGGCGAUGCGGGGACGGGAGCGGGAGAAGGAUCGCGCCAACCGCACACUGGCCGGCAUCCGUACUCCGCUCGGCCAGCGACUGCUGCGUCCGAGCGCGUGGAUUCCUGGCGUAGCAGCGGCAGCACCGCAGCAGCAUCGUACGAUGACCAGCGCUCUGGAUCAGCAGCGGGUGGUGCCGGGUCAGCAGCGGGAGCAGCUACGGGCCGCGGCCAGCGGCGCUUCCGGACGCCGUACCGGGGCGGGCGGCAAGGGCGGGGCGGAUUCUCCCGACAGGGACCAGGUCGUCCGACUCAUCGCAUACCACGCCAUCUGCUAGCUUCGGGCGAGUAUGCCAACUAUCUGCCGGCGGACGCCGCCGGCGCCGACCCUUCGCAGUCGUCCUUCGUGCUCAUGGGCACCCACUACUUCGGCAAUGUGCCCGCCGCUGCCUACAUCGAAAUGGACGCCAACAGCGUCAAGGAGGCCAUCAGGAAGCAAGUUGAAUACUAUUUCAGUGCCGACAACCUGGCCGGCGACUUCUUUUUGCGCCGCAAAAUGGACCCCGAGGGCUACAUCCCGGUCACUCUGAUCGCAUCCUUCCAUCGCGUCCUCGCCCUGACCACCGACGUGGCCUUGAUAGUGAACGCGAUCAAGGAAUCGGAUAAGCUGGAGCUCUUUGAGGGCUACAAGGUGCGCACCAAGACGACGCCCACUGCCUGGCCCAUCAGCGAUGUGCCAGAGGCCCCGGGCGCCGAUCCCACUGCUCCGACUGCGCUGGAGCAGGAGCCGGCCACUGGGGAGAAGGAACAGGAGAAAGGGGAGGAGCAGACUGAGGCAGCCGCUGGUUCGCCGCCGCCCAUCCUCUCGUCGGUGAUGGCGACGAAGCCGCUGAGCAGCAUUCCGCCACCACCAGUGCCGCGCAACUCUCAGAAUCUGGUGCCCAAGAUGCUCCAGGAGAAGCAGCAGCGCUCCAUCGCGGCCCUCAACUCGGUGAACGCCAUCAGUUCGCUGACCCAGCACGUGGAGGGUGGGGCCGCCGAGCUGGCUGGCCAUCUGAGCGGACUGGCGGAGAGUGUGAAGCCGAAGUCGGGUGCUGGACAGGACAAGAGGGCCGCGGCGGGUAAGGGAGCGACGGCGAUCGGGGCAGCUGCUUUGGUGGCGGAGCCGGAGGGCAUAUGGAAAGAGGUAAAGAGACGCUCCAAACCAUCCAAUGCUAUCAAAGAAAACGCUACUAAAUCAGCCAACAACACCACCUCGACACCACCACCACAACAGCAACAACAGCCACCGCUUUCACAAACGCUCAACAACAACAACAACAAUAAUAACAACAAUGUCAAAACGAACAAUACCUCGUCCAAGUCCACGUCCUCGUCCACGUCCACGUCCGCAUCCAACGCCUCAUCAUCAGCCUCUGUGUGUGUUACUACCAACAAAGCUUCCUCCGCCACCGCCACCGCCUCAGCCUCAGCCUCAGCCACCACUGCUACCAAAACCACAAAAACCACCGUCACCACCACCACAAUCUCCACCUCAACCACAACCACCACGAACAACAUUAAGAAAUCAUCAACUGGCAAUGCUGCUUACUCCAAUACCCACUCCAAAUCCUCAUCCAAAACAGCUGCUCCGCCAUCCGCUCAGUGCCAUGCCGAAAAGGAAGAACUAGACUUCCAGUUUGACGAGGAGCUGAUGGACCCCCUGCCUGGCACCGGACGGAUCAACCACUUUACCGAGAACUUCUCCGACGACGACGAGUCCGAUUACGAGUUUGCCGACCGUGACAUCAACAAGCUGCUGAUCGUGGCCCAGGUGGGACGGGCGCCCAAGCACGAGGGCUACGACCGCACCGCCGACUUUACAUCCCGGACGAAAAUCACCCAAGAUCUGGAGAACAUCAUCAACGACGGUCUGGUCAACUACGAGGAGGAUCUGUGGACCACCACCAAUGUGGUGCCCGACUACAGAACCGUCAACGUCAUAUCCCAGGCCGAUUUCGAGAAGCUGGCCGGACGCGGCCAGAAGUCUGUGCUGCAGCAGCAGCUGGUGCCACCACCGCCGCCCAUAUACCUGGAGCAGGAUGCCGACGCCGAUGACACCCUGGUGGGCGACACCACCCUCAACUCCACGCUGAACUCCACCCUGAAGUCCCGACGUGCUCGCUUCUAUGCUGCACCCAACUCCCAGUCGAUCGAUCCCCGGACCCCGCGCAAGAGGAAACUCCGCCACACGGCCAACCCUCCGGUGGAGGCCCACGUGGGCUGGCUGCUCGACACUGUGGAGCACCGGCCGCGCACCACCUCGAUGGGGUCCUCGGCUGGCACUUCGCCCACCACCUCCUCCUAUGGGUCGUAUGGCUCGUCGGUGCCGCAGUCGCUGCCCGUGUUCCAGCACCCAUCGCAUGCUCUGCUGAAGGAGAACAACUUCACACAGCAGGCCUACCACAAGUACCACUCGCGCUGCCUGAAGGAGCGCCGCCGUCUCGGGUUCGGGCAGUCGCAGGAGAUGAACACCCUCUACCGCUUCUGGUCGUUCUUCCUGCGCGAGAACUUCAACAAGAGCAUGUACAACGAGUUCCGCACCCUGGCACUGGAGGAUGCCGGCAACGGAUUCCGGUAUGGCCUCGAGUGCCUCUUCCGGUUCUUCUCCUACGGACUCGAGAAGAAGUUCAGGCCGAACAUCUAUCAGGACUUCCAGGACGAGACGGUGUCCGACUUUGAGACAGGUCAGCUGUAUGGCCUCGAGAAGUUCUGGGCCUUCCUGAAGUAUUACAAGAACGGCGAGAAGUUGGAGGUGCAGCCCAAGCUGGCCGAGUACCUCAAGAGCUUCAAGAACAUCGAGGACUUCCGCGUGGUGGAGCCGGAGAUCAACGAGAUGCUCCAGGGAGUGGGCAGCCUUAAUCCCGGCCGCCAGCUAAACAGGCACCGCAGCGUGUCCGAGAGCGACGGCACGGCCGUGAUCACGGGCGGAGGUCGCCGCCUGAACACCACCAUCACAAAUCGCAGUGACUAUGUGGGCAGGCUGCUCCAGCAACAGCACCAACAGCAGCAGCAGCAACAGCAACAUCAACAUCAGCAGCAGCACCAGCAGGGAUAUGGUGGCUACAACCAGCAGCAGAACCGUCGGCGCACUGGCUCCUUCGGGAGCAGCACAGUGCGCAUCCGCAGCGGGUCGCUGGGCAACAAGCCACAGGUCGUCAACCGGAAUCAGGGAUCACAGCACGAGCUGCGACAGCACCACAAGAGACAACAGCACCAGCAGCAACAACAGCAGCAGCAACAGAAAUCGAAGCCUGGGGCAGGAUCACAAACGAAUCCCUCCCGGGCCAGCACAUCAGCAGCAGCAUCAGCCACAGCCACUGCUGCAGCACCGACAACAUCAGCAGUUGCGGCAGCAACACCAGCAGUAGCGACAUCGGGCUCCUCGUCGUCGAAGAAGUAGUUACACGUCACACGUGCAGAGACACACUUUGGAUUAGGCUUAAGUUAAUAUCUACGACUUACGAGUUAGUUUUCAGGGAACUCGGCAAGCAAUCCCCGACCUUUUGUUUAUUCAUUCUUAUUAUUAUUUUGUAGUAUUUUGAGUCAAGCGUAAAGUGGGUAGAGUCGUUAGCGUUUAGCAUAAUUAAGUGAAAUUUUUGAAAUUUGUUUAUUGCAAUUUGCUUAGCGCGUUGGUUUAGUAGUUACGAUUCUAAUUGUUUGUUUCUCGCAUCCGCUCGACUAAACAAAACUAAACUAAAACUAAAAUACGAAAACACGAAUGGUUGCUUUCGAAAUGCUCAAUGUUCAAUAUAACAUACAGCGGGGUCUGUCUGCUUUGUACCAGUGCCAACCAGCCAUGAUCUUGGAGAGUUAACACGACUAUUCCUUAAAUAUAUUUUUUUUCUGUUGAUUAUUCUCCUGGUGAUUAUUUUCUUUGUAAUGAAAACUUAAUGAAUAAAAAAAGUCAAGGCAAAUUUUCCUAAUUAGAGAGCAGCGUUGAUAGUUGACGUAAUGCAAUGAACUGUUGUACUAUAUACUAUUAAAGAUAAUACCCGUAACCUAUACAAAUACUUACCUAACGAAAACUGAAUAUAGAAAUCAAACGAAAUUGAUAGACACGACAAGAAACAACAACAAAACCAAAUGAUCUUAAUUCAAAUAAAUUUUGUAAAUUAAACUGAA
This is a messenger RNA of Drosophila bipectinata, 6616 nucleotides long. It is a transcript of the gene larp, whose product is annotated as La related protein. Gene Ontology annotation, cellular component: cytosol; cytoplasmic stress granule. Gene Ontology annotation, biological process: mRNA stabilization; positive regulation of translation. The record is from RefSeq and is a predicted model, not a curated record. Lineage: Eukaryota; Metazoa; Arthropoda; Insecta; Diptera; Drosophilidae. Gene Ontology annotation, molecular function: RNA cap binding.